ACGUAGGUACCUACUAGAUAUUUACACUUAUUCUCAAUGUUUUCUUUAGUUGGUUAAUUUACUGCGAACUGUACAGUUAAUAUAUUUUUUUAAUUUAUUAUAUAUUUUGCUUUGUGAAUUAAAUAUAUUUAUGCAAUAUGAUUUAUAAAAGUAACAAACUUUUGUAUGUAUUAAUCUUAAUUUACAUACACAUUUUUAACGUUUGUCCAAGCACAAUUUCAUUUCAUCAUCACAGAAUUGAUGUUUAUGAGGAUUAUGACAUUACGACGAUUUAUAAAAUCACGAACAACAACAGCGAUAACGAUAAUCAAAGAUUUCCAAUUGAAAUAUAUUUAAGAACAAAUGCUAUUGGAAUGCCAUUACAACUCUAUAAUGGUUUUCAUACUAUGUCAACAAAUACAAUAGAAAUCGUUAAUUUUAAAACAUUUCAGAAUAAUAGUAAAAUGAGUAUUUCGUAUAAUUCAAAUUCUUGGGAAGAAAAAUCUAUUAAUAUUAAUGGAUACUAUUAUGAGCAUUGUAACUUGAACAAUAACUACAGGAACCACCAUCAUACUACUGAAAAACAAUUAUAUAAUUAUUGCCAUAAAGUUUUUGAAUAUUUAUUCAAAGAUAGUGAUUGCCUAUCAUAUAAUACGUUUUAUGAUUCUACUAGAGGCCAAACAGUAGUAAUGAAAGAAGACUGUACAAUUUUUACAUUUUAUUGGACACCCGAUAAAAACCAAACAUGUUUAACUAUGACAUAUUAUAUUUAUCAGAGAAUUGAUGACGAGAAAUUUGUUAUCACGUUGAAUAUGUACGAUAAAAAUAAUAUGGUUAUAUCUUCAACCAAAUUGAAAAAAUAUAACGGUAUAAGCACAUUGAAAAUUACAAACAUUGAUUUUAAGAACAACGAGAGAUAUAAGUUUUCAUUACACAUUGAUUUUUGGAAAUUUAUUCAUUCUAGUUCAGAUGAUAGAUAUAAUUUCCGAUUUGGAUUCAUAAGAAUUGCCCAAUGUUCAAAUUAUGAUGAAGAAGAUGUUCGAAUUAUUACUGUGGAUAGUUCUUUUAGUAAAAAUCCAAUAUCAUUCAAUAUUCUUGAAAAUGGUGUAGUGAAACGUUCCGAUGAGUUCUUAAAUCCAUGUUUAAAUGGUGGAUAUUUUACGAAAUUGUCAAAAUGUGUUUGUCCUCCUGGUUUUAAAGGACAAUUUUGUGAAACAGGGUGUGGGUUAAACUCUUACGGAUCUGACUGUAAGGGAGUUUGUUCAAUGCGAGCUGAUAAAAUGUGUCGUGGAAUGUUAAUGUGUACAAGUUAUGGGUGCACAUGUCCAACAGGACUAACCGGUCCACAGUGUAAUGAAGACUGUACAUUAGGUACAUAUGGAGCUGAUUGUAAACAAACGUGCUCCAGUAAUUGUCUUGAUAAUACAUGUGAUCAAUAUACAGGUGUCUGCUUACAUGGAUGCUCAGCAGGAUACUUACUACCAUAUUGCCGUGAAAAAUAUCCAUACUUCAUUAACCCACCUACAUUGCUUUCGGCCACAUACGAUAGAAUUGAAAUAGAAUUGAAUUUUCAAGAAAAUAAUAUAAAAUAUUUAGAUAAAAUUAUGAAUCUAAAAUAUUAUCAACUAUUUUAUAAGUCAUUAAUAGAAGAUACGUUAAGAAGUUUUGAAAUUAAACCAAUUAGCAAUACCAACAAUACUACAACGGAAAUUAUUAGUGACUUAGAAUCGGAUACUUUUUAUAAGGUUGGAGUAUUGUUAAUUGCAGGCGAUGGAAAUUUUAAUGAUCAAGAUGUAGUAUAUGGUCAAUAUAAAACUACGUGUAUACAACCUCAAAUUACUGAUUAUAACAUAAAAUUAAUUAGUGGAAUACAAAGCAUAAACAUAACAUGGAAUAUAAUUAAUUUAAGUCGACUAGAAUGCAAAAUUACAAAAUACGUUUUGACGUUAACGUCGAGUCGAUCACAAAAUCAAAUAACUGAUGUACAAGAAAUACUAUCGAGUACAGAAAGUGGUCACUUUUUAGAUAAUCUUCUUCCAGGUUUUCAGUAUAACAUAAAAUUAACUCCAUCAACAAUUAAUGGAACAUUACCAUCCUCGCCUAUGUAUUCAUUCACUACUCUUAUGUCAAAAAAUGAUGUUCAAAUAAAAAAUAUUUCCACCAAACAUGAAAAUGGAAAAAUUAAAAUAUCCUGGAUUUUGGUAAAUUCCCGUCAACAUUAUACCACAGUUUAUGAGCCAGUAACAUCAAUCAUCAGAUAUAAACUCAAACGAAUUCUCAGCUGUUCCACAAGAGAAAUAGAACAAAAUUGGACGUCAAUAACAAUUUACAAUCAGACCAACUAUGAAAUAUUUAAUACAGUGCCUAAUUCUCAAUAUAGUAUACAAGUUUUGGUUGAUGUUAAUGACAAAAAUACUACUCAAGAAAAUAUGAUUGACGUAUUAACACCAGCAUCAAGCCCAAAAACCGAACCUUUCUUAGAUCCCGAGCAUCCAAUUUAUAUUACUAAUAACUCUAUAUUUGUUCAAUGGAAAGUUGAUUCAAAAAAUUGCUCCAAGCUUAAUGGAUUGUUAUCACAAUUUUAUAUAGAAUUAAAGGAUACGGUUGAUGACAUUUUACAAGUAAGAGAAACGAAAAAUACUUACAUUUCCUUUAAUGAUCUAAAGUCAAACACAACUUAUGAACUGAAAGUGUUUAUAAAAACACAUAUUAGUUAUAAUCCUGAACAUUUUCUACUCGUCAACUUUACGACUAAAUUUGAAAAUUUAAAAUCAAUUGAAGAUUUAGUAGUUUAUAAAAAGAGUUUAAAGAACCGUAUGGUAGGAUUUCGCUGGAGCUAUUCACAAGAUACAAAUUUAAACGGAUUUAUAGUUUCGUUUAAUGAGAGUAAUUUUAUCAUACCACCACAAACAUGCUCAGCGUGGCCAGAAUACUAUUGUCAUACAUUCUAUAAUUUGAGCCCCAGCAGUAGCUACACAUUUAAAAUAAAACCAAAAUCAAUAGAUUAUCCAGAAGGUGGUAAGGUCUCGUCAAUUUAUUUUAACAGUGUUGAUGGACUACCUGAUUCUCCAAUGAAUAUAAAAACGACCGAAAUUGGUAACACUUCUAUAUCUAUCCAGUGGGAUAUUCCAUGGAUAUUCAACGGUGAAUUGAAAAUGUUUAUUAUAAACGUCGAAGAAAUUGCAUCCGUAGAUAUGGAGACGUGUUGUAUUAGCAUUGCACCAACAGAAAUUUUAGUUUAUGAAGAACUACCUACAUAUAACCAUACGAUAACUGGCCUGCAACCAGGAUCAACAUAUUCAAUUGGAGUUUUAACUGUAUCCAAAUCAUCAUGGUACAGUUCACCGUCUAGACUACCAGUUACAACUAUUGAAGAAAUGUAACAAUUAGUAUAAAUAUUAAUAUUAUUGUUUCUAAUCAUUUUUAUAUUCUCUAUUAUACAAUAAGAAUUUACAAUAUUUAUAUGUUUUUGAAAUAUAUUAAACAUAAUAUUAUAAAACUAUAAUAAUGUAGUAAGUAUAGUGCUCACAUAUAAUUUUGUUAUCAAGUACAUAAUCUAAACAUUAAUAAAAUAUAGGUACUUUGUUAUUAUUUAAUUUUACAAGUACUAACUAAGUACCAACAAAUAAUUGUUUAA
Rhopalosiphum padi (bird cherry-oat aphid) is the source of this 3616-nucleotide messenger RNA. RefSeq names its product tenascin-like. The transcript is spliced from 22 exons. The record is from RefSeq and is a predicted model, not a curated record. Gene Ontology annotation, molecular function: protein binding. Lineage: Eukaryota; Metazoa; Arthropoda; Insecta; Hemiptera; Aphididae. The coding region runs from base 138 to 3362 and encodes 1074 amino acids.